Molecule: messenger RNA, 924 nt
Organism: Cooperia oncophora
Lineage: Eukaryota; Metazoa; Nematoda; Chromadorea; Rhabditida; Trichostrongylidae
Source: the annotation of a GenBank genome assembly
AUGCGCCAAGACAUUGUAAAGUGGACCCGCGAAUGCCAGCGGUGCUUCAUUUCAAACAAUACCACAGGUCAGGUGCCACCACUGAAACCAAUAGUGACCACAAGGCCAUUUGAAAUAGUCGGAGUUGACUUACUUGAGAUAGGACUCACAAGCAGAGGCAAUCGUUACAUACUUGCACGCGAGUGCAUUAUUGACCAAAGUGAGAAGUACAGAGCUAAGGCAAAACAGUAUUACGAUCGUCACUGGAAAUCCGAUAGAACGGUCAAUUUCAACGUAGGAGAUCGACUCUAUGUUAAAGUACCCGGAGAAAAAGGGGCAUCGCACAUCCCAAAGGUAAUCGCAUCAACACCCAAUUCAGCGACUGUAACUGAAAUUGGGGUUAACAAAGAACCCAUACAAGUCCCAUUCGACCAUCUGAUCAAGGUGCCAGCGUCGAUAGACGAUACUCCUGUAAUAAGCAGAAAGCGUAGAGGCGCUAAACGAGGAAGAAAAGGAAAGAUGGCAGCAACUUUUGACGAUGUAUCACCCUCUCGACGUUCGGUUCGCACCGAUAUAUCUACUAUUGACUGUCGUUGUCCAGGAGUAUUCGAUGUCGGCAUGCAGUCAACCGCGUGUCAUACCGCAGUGAAUGGUCGCAAAUUGUGGAGAACCCACCAUUACCAUGAGUUGGUCUUCAAUUCUUCGUUUGAAUUGGCUAGGGCUGUCUCUAUACUGCGUCAAACUCACGUUUUCGCCGAAGGGCGAGCUGCAACACUUGUUGACCACGAUUACAUUACAUUGUCAGCUAGUUCACUAGGAUUUGCAAUGUCAUUUUUCCGAGCAAAUUGCCUUCAUCUCGCUGCGUACCAUCGUCGCAAUCUCGCCACAGACGAAGCACUUGGGAAUCUACCCACACCCUCCACGACAUACGGAAGAUCCGUUUAA